Molecule: messenger RNA, 1640 nt
Organism: Naegleria gruberi
Lineage: Eukaryota; Heterolobosea; Eutetramitea; Acrasida; Naegleriidae
Exons: 1
Coding region: 66-1592 (508 amino acids)
Source: RefSeq, a predicted model, not a curated record
AUUAAAUGUUGUAAAAAUUGCAAAAAAAAUAUUCGUAGUAGUGGAGGCCUUUUUUCAUUUUAGCGAUGUACAAGAAAAUCAUCAGCGCUUCAACGAAGACCCUUUCUUCUUCGGUUACAGCCCAACAAUCAUCAUUAAAUACCAACACAUCAUCUUUGGUUAUUUCAACAACAUUAACACAAAAGAGAUAUAAAAAGUCUUCAAAGGACCAAAAAUCAAAGGAUGCCAAGUGGAUGAGACAAGCUGGUGUCUUUAGGUACAAGAAACCAAAGUAUCAAUUACAAAAGAUGAACAUUGAUAACUUCCCUGUAUACAACACUUCUUUCGCUGCUACCGACGAAUUGAGAGAAACAUAUCAAUGGUUAGGAACACUCUACAAUGAUGAAAAACUCAUAAAAGAAGGUAUUACCGAAUUAAAACCAUUGUCAGAAAAUUCCUUUGCCAAGUUUGCAAAGAGCCAUACUUUCGAAGAAGUAGCAAAUAUGACUGCUGGUGAUAUUGAAAAACAACUUGACAAUCCUUCUUGGGACGCUUUUGAAUUCCACCUUUCCCUUGAUGCUGAUCAACAAGAUGAUUUGGCUUUCAAUUUGUCCAAUACAUUAUUACCAUCAUUAAUCGCUACACCAAGAGAAACAUUGCUUCCUCAUGUCUCUGAUAUGGAACCAGAUUUUACAAAUGACUUUUCUAAAUUACCUAAAAACCCAGCCGAUAGAAAAGUUGUUGAAGGACGACUUGUAACAAAUGAAUACUUGAAGCAAAUUCACGAACGUUUCGGACAAGAAGGUGAUUCUCCAGAGGAUACUUUCUCCACUUUGUGUUUAUAUGAAGAAGCACUUUCAUAUGAACAAUCAGAAUAUAAUCACGAAAAGGAAUUGGCUGAAAAGGUCAGAGAACAAGAUUUUGUUCUUAAACAUGUUUCCAAGGCUGAUUUGGGUAGAAUGUUUGAACUUCACAAGAAGGAUCCUGCCUAUUGGACUGGUGAAAAGUUGGCACUUGAAUUCGGAAUAACUCGUGAACAAGCUUGGUCUUCUUUGAUUUUACAAGAAUGGCAAGAAGCUGAAGAAACUGGCAAACCAUUCAGAUAUGAUAAGGCUAAGAUUGUUUUCAAUGACGAAAUCAGAAAGGCUACUAAGAGAGAAAAGGAAGAAUCCAUGCCAAAUGAAGUUACUAAGAUUUUGACUAAACAAAUUACUGAAGAAGAAGCAUAUAGACGAUUUUUGGAAGAAUCAUCGAAACCAAUUGAAACUGCCUCAGAUGAUAAUUUACCAGAUUAUAUCAAAUAUCCAUUCCAAGAACCUGUUGUUGGUGAACAAGAACAAAAACAAGUCAAGAUUAUUGAUAAGGAAGUUGAAAAUAAUACUGGAUUCGGUUCUGAUGUUGCAAGAUACAAGUUAUAUGUUGCUGAAAUGAAGAAGAAGUUUGAAAAUGAAAGUGAUAGAAGAUUCAUGGUUUCUGAAGAAGAUGGUUCAUUAAGAACAAUGUCACAAUCUGAACUUGCUUUCAUGCAUCGUCAUGGUACAUUCCCUAAGACUAGAGAAGGUCUUGGUGGUAAGGAAAAGAGAAAGAACGAAAGAAGAAAGAGAAGAUUCUAAGUUUAUUAACAAAGAUAUAUUAUAGUUAUAAAAAAAAUAUUUGCUUUU